AUGGAAGGUCUCAUGGACAUACAGCCAGUGCCAUCACAACGGAACACCCGAGCCCUACGGCGUUUAUACGACACUCUACAGGCGCACUUCGGAGGCCUUAGAGCGUUAGGGGUGGGCGAAGAGGCGUAUGGGGCUAUGCUCUACACAGUUCUUUCGCGUGUGCUACCGAAAGAUGUCACUCUCGAUUUCAACCGGAAGAUGUCGGCGGAGGAGUCGGGGAAUGCCAAUGCCGCAAGGGUAUCAAUGACGGACGCCAGUUUGGAAUCCGCCACACAGCAAGUCCACCUGAGGGCUCUGCGGUUUCUCCUCGACUUUCUACGCAUCGAGGUGGAGAGCCGCGAAAGGACACCAAAACGCCAGCUGGAAGACUUCGUCGGUAAGCCCAGACCUCCUUCUCUGACGCAUGACUCUGUGAAGAGGUCAACGAUCAACGCUCAGACUCGCAGCUCUACCGCGGCGGCACUGCACGGCAGCGUGGACGGCUUAGAGUGCUUCCUUUGCAAAUCAAAAGCGCACGGAACACCGGAAUGUAACGCAAGAAUCGGGCUAGCGGAGAAGAAGCGUAGGUUGCAAGCAGACUGGAGGUGCUUCCGCUGCACGAAGGCCAAUCACAUGGCAAGAUUAUGUCGAGGAGCACCCAGCUGCGGCAAAUGUCAAGGCAGGCACGCGUGCACCAUGUGCGACCCAAAUUACGCGCCGGGAAAAACGUCCACCAGAUCGAAUGAGACGGAACCGAAGGAACCAGCACCGGUCGCUAUGCAUGUACAUGGUAGGAACAGCAAUCCGGCAGUGCUCCUACAAACGGUUACUACGUGGGCAGAAGGUACAAACAGAAGAAAGCUUGCCCAUAUUAUCUUCGACAGCGGCAGUCAGCGCUCCUUCAUAACUGAAGAACUGUCUCAGCGACUGGACUGCAAAUUGCUCGGGACAGAGAUCCUCACAAUAGGCGUGUUCAGGGGCGAAAGCACUGAGCGUACGUUUCGCAGGGUUCAAGUAACUUUGCGAGACCAACUCUACAACAAAAGAUAUGACAUCGACGCUCUCGAUACACCUACCAUAUGUGAUUAG
This is a messenger RNA of Ixodes scapularis (black-legged tick), 1068 nucleotides long. RefSeq lists its product as uncharacterized. The record is from RefSeq and is a predicted model, not a curated record. The transcript has a single exon. NCBI's taxonomy places the organism in Eukaryota, Metazoa, Arthropoda, Arachnida, Ixodida, Ixodidae. The coding region runs from base 1 to 1068 and encodes 355 amino acids.